AAGAAGAAGAAGAAGAAGAAGAAGAAGAAGAGUGUCCAAACAGGCAGAAAACACCAGGUGAAAUGACUGAAAUCUCUGAUAUUGUAAAGAGGAUGUUUAUUAAAGAGGAGAGCGAAGACAUCAAGAUUGAAGAAGCAUUUAGAGUGAAACACGAAGCGUCUGAGGAACAAACAGACCUAAUGGCACUGAAAGAGGAGAGGGAAGUACUCGAUGAAAUUGACGUGAAAGAUCAAUAUGAGGAUCUUCUUGAUUUCACAACUGGAGAUAAAUCUUUUUGUUGUUCACAGACUGAAAAGUCCUCCACACGAAAAACGGCUCAAAAGAGAGGGGAAAAAAGUGAUUUUACUUGUUUUAAGUUUGGACAGAGUUUCAAUCAAAAAGUAAAACCUCAAGUCCAUUUGAGAACUGGAAAGAGGCAUUUCACUUGCCAACAGUGUGGAAUAAGAUUCACUCUAAAAGGAAGCUGGAACAGGCACAUGAGAAUUCACACGGGAGAAAAGCCUUACACCUGCCAACGAUGUGGAGAGAGUUUUGCUCUACAUAGAAACCUUAAAUUCCACAUGAGAAUUCACACUGGAAAGAGCCUUUUUACCUGCAAACAGUGUGGAAGAAGUUUUAACAGAAAAGGAAACCUUAUUGUCCACAUGAGAAUUCACACUGGAGGGAGCCCUUACACCUGCCAACAAUGUGGAAUAAGUUUCACUCAGAAAGGAAGCAUUAACAGGCACUUGAGAAUUCACACUGGAGAAAAGCCUUACACAUGCAUUCAGUGUGGAAAGAGUUUUGCUCAACUUGUAAACCUUAAAGUCCACGUAAGAAUUCACACUGGAGAGAGCCCUUACACAUGUUUUCGGUGUGGAAAGAGUUUCGAUAAGAAUGAAAACCUUAAAGUCCAC
Sinocyclocheilus anshuiensis is the source of this 896-nucleotide messenger RNA. RefSeq names its product gastrula zinc finger protein XlCGF49.1-like. Gene Ontology annotation, molecular function: DNA-binding transcription factor activity, RNA polymerase II-specific. Gene Ontology annotation, biological process: regulation of transcription by RNA polymerase II. The transcript is spliced from 3 exons. The annotation marks the transcript as partial. The record is from RefSeq and is a predicted model, not a curated record. Gene Ontology annotation, cellular component: nucleus. Lineage: Eukaryota; Metazoa; Chordata; Actinopteri; Cypriniformes; Cyprinidae.